CCAGGCGGGAGCUCGGAUCUCCGCCCCGCGCAGUCCCACUCGAGCGCAUCGAACCGCGGCGAGACCGGAGCGCAGGGGCAGCAUGGGGGUCACCCUAGGGUACUGGGACGUCCGCGGGCUUGCUCACGCCAUCCGACUGCUGUUGGAAUACACGGACACUCCCUAUGAGGACAAGCAAUACAGCCCCAGUGGGGAAGGUCCUGAUUAUGAUACAAGCCAAUGGACUAACGAGAAAGAGAAGCUGGGGCUGGAUUUCCCGAACCUCCCCUAUCUCAUUGACGGCCAGACCAAGCUCACGCAGAGCAAUGCUAUCCUCCGCUACGUAGCGCGCAAACACAAGAUGGCUGGCGAGAGUGAGGAGGAGAUACAGAGAGUGGACAUGCUGGAGAACCAGGUGAUGGAUUUCCGCCUGGCCUUUGCAAGGAUCUGCUACAGCCCUGACUUCGAGAAACUGAAGCCGGAGUACUUGGAGCAGCUGCCCGGGAAGCUGAAGCUGUUCUCCCAGUUCCUGGGGGUCCGGAAGUGGUUUGCUGGGGAGAAGCUCACCUAUGUCGACUUCCUCGCGUACGACAUCCUGGAUCAGCACCGCAUGUUCGCGCCCAAGUGCUAGGAUCAACUAAAGAAUCUGAAGGAUUUUCUUGACCGAUUUGAGGCCCUGGAGAAGAUCGCUGCCUACAUGAGUUCUAGCCGCUCCAUGAAGACUCCCGUUUUCUGGAGAACUGCCCAAUGGAGCAACAAAAAGGAGUAGGCUCAAGUGGAGCUCAGCAAAUGUCAAACAACUCUCUUGGCAUUGACCCACUACAGCAUCUGAGAAGGAGACGGAGACCCCUGGAGCCCCUCUAGCUUGCGAAGUCCCAUUACACAGCAAAUCAGUAACAGCUGAAAUCCGCAAGCCCUGUUGUAAUCCUUCCCACUGAGCUAGCUGCGAUUCCCACUUACUGGCUAAUGAGAACAUUUUGGUGACUGUAGAGUCGUCUCAGCUUAUUGACUUUCCUGGUUUCUGUUUGUUUUUUAAAAAUAGAUCUCUAGGGAGUUCUGAUGAGGAGACCCUUAGUUCUACUUUUAAACCUCUUCUGACUUUCAGCAUUUAUCCCAGCAUGCAGGCCAGUUCCUGCUUCCAUUGGUGCUCUUCAGAUGGCCAAGUGGCUCGUUGACAAAGGGCUCUGAAUUUCAGAGGUGUUGAGCACCUACCACUCCUUUGAGCCCCUGUGCAUAUGAAAAUAUAAACAGAAAGAUAA
Messenger RNA from Malaclemys terrapin pileata, 1238 nucleotides. Its product is annotated as glutathione S-transferase 2-like. Gene Ontology annotation, molecular function: glutathione transferase activity. NCBI's taxonomy places the organism in Eukaryota, Metazoa, Chordata, Testudines, Emydidae. Gene Ontology annotation, biological process: glutathione metabolic process. The record is from RefSeq and is a predicted model, not a curated record. The transcript has 8 exons.